Adelges cooleyi (spruce gall adelgid) is the source of this 995-nucleotide messenger RNA. RefSeq lists its product as uncharacterized. The transcript is spliced from 3 exons. NCBI's taxonomy places the organism in Eukaryota, Metazoa, Arthropoda, Insecta, Hemiptera, Adelgidae. The record is from RefSeq and is a predicted model, not a curated record. The coding region runs from base 175 to 759 and encodes 194 amino acids.
CGUUGAGUUCGACAUUCGAUGAACGCACUUGUCGCCGAAAUCAACACGAUCGUCUUCACAGUUUUCGGGACGUAAUUCAAAAUUCAGUUGUCCGCAAUUUCGGUUUUGUUUCAGUUCACCGCCGCACUCGUAGCCGGAUCAACCGACAGCAUCGAUACCAGAUAAUAAAGAAAUAUGAAUAAAAUCUUAUUACCAAUCCUGGUGGUGGCCGUGGCAGCCUGUAGCGCUGUACCCAACCGCGACCGACGAUCGGAUCCCACUACUGUUGUCGCCAAAAUCGAUUCUGAAACCGAAGUCAAGCCUAAUUCCCAGACCAUUUCUACGGCCGAAGUAGAUACCAUCUUACAAUCCGGUUCGGAUGCCGAAGCCAGUUCUGUAUCCCAAACGAAUAAAGUAGAUGAAGACCUGAAACAAACAGCUGAGACCGCAAUCGUCGCAGAAUCCGGUCGAGGUAAAAAGGGCAAAGGCAAAAUGGAAAUGAUGCAUAUGGGUCUGACCUAUAUCAAAAUGUUAAUCAGCACUUUUAUGUCAGCCAUCGGCCACUUCUUACAAUUGAAGGGUGUCACUAUUGCCCUACUCAGCUUCUUGUUCCAAGUUCUCCAGUUCAUUAUGACCUAUAAGAAAUCGAAAGAAAGCAGUCCUAUGGUUAGCCCAUGGGUGCAUCAUGAACCGGCUCAGUACGAAUAUCAAAGCCCGCAACAAUACCGACCACCAUCUGGCUCUGGCUACAAUAGUGGUGCCUACCACAGUAGACGAUGAUAAUCAAUGUUGUCACACCAAACCAAAAAAUUAAAUACCUCCAGAGGUAUUAAGUGGCCAUUUUAUUAUUAAUUAAUUUAUAUUAGAUAUAUUAUUUAUUUUAUAAUUAGAAAAUGUUAUUUAAUUUCAUUUACCGUCAAAUUUUAACGACGGUAACAUUUAUGCAUAUUAUGUAAUAUUUAUUUGGCAAUUGACUAUUAUAAUUACAAACAAUAAAUUGUUUCCUAGAAAUAAAA